Molecule: messenger RNA, 4233 nt
Organism: Daktulosphaira vitifoliae (grape phylloxera)
Lineage: Eukaryota; Metazoa; Arthropoda; Insecta; Hemiptera; Phylloxeridae
Product: ATPase family AAA domain-containing protein 2-like
Exons: 19
Coding region: 553-4086 (1177 amino acids)
Biological process (GO): positive regulation of transcription by RNA polymerase II
Cellular component (GO): nucleus
Molecular function (GO): chromatin binding; ATP binding; histone binding
Source: RefSeq, a predicted model, not a curated record
GUCCUUAUUAGAAGGUGAGUUAAGUUGUCUUUGAAAUUACUCAGCUGUUUUGCAUGUUUUUAGUGAUGAAUGUUGAUUGUCAAUAUAAACUAUGAAUAUUUACCACGGUUAUCGACAAAUUGUUGUUUUGUUUGUUUUAUUCAUUUUCAUUACAGUCGUUCAUUUGUUAUUACCUGUAAAGUAGAUAUCUAGAAUUCAAAUAAAUGGUAUUUAUUUCCUUAUAGUUUUUAAAAGUAGUGAUUAAGUACAUACACUAAAAUUUUAUUGUUGACAGCCCUAUUUAGUAACUGAAUACAUAAAAUGCAUAAUUUCUUUUUUUAUGCUUUAUUGAUAGACAUGUUAUUAGUAUCUAUCUUCAUCUAUGAUCUCUGAUAGGUACUACGUAACGUUUUAUCAAUUAUCACUAUAUUAUUAUUAUGUAUAUCUGACAGUUUUUUAAAUUUUAAAUAUUAUGUUUGUCAUUUAUAACUAGCGUUAUGUUAAUUUUUACAUCAUGAAUGAUUAAUCGCUUUGCAAUUUCUGCCAGAACAUUUUAUAAAUUUUUAUAACAUUAUGAGAAAUAGAAGUAGAAUUGCAAGCCAGUCUGAUCAAUCGGAUGAUCAAAUAUUUACACCAAUUGUUCACACUAGAUCCAAAUUUUCAACACUAAAUCAUAAUGAAAGUAGCCAUAAUCACGAUGCUGAUGACUCACAUAUUGAAGGAACAAGACGCAGUACAAGAAAACGAAAGUUAAGAUAUGAAAAUUAUAGUGAUACAUGGAUUGUUGGUUCCCAAGCUCUCAAGGGAUAUCCUAACAUGAUGAAUGAAGAAGAUGUACCAAGAAGAAUAACUAGAAAUUUAAGGCACAAACAAUUAGUUGAAGCAGAUGAUGAUGAUGAUUUUGAUGAUGAUGUAGACGAUAAAGAAGAAGAAACUGUUGAAAAAAAUGAAGGUACAUCCCAUAGUGUUAAUUUUAAAGAAGAAGAUGUUACAAAUGAUAAUGUAAGUGACCAUCGUCCACGAACAAGACGAGCUGUAGCUGAGGCUAGUGAUAAGUCAAAUGAUCAAAGUAAUGAAAAAUGUGAUGAUUUAUAUUCUCGUAUAAAACAUACACGUAGACGAUUAGCUUCUCAAAUCCAGAAUAAAACUAAUACAACUGAACAAAGCAGUGAUGAAUCAAUUAUGUCUGAAGAUAAUUUAAGCAAUAUUGAAGAUUAUUUAACUUCAAUUAACAAAAUAAAUGUUGACAAGAAAAGAAGAACUAUAAGAUUAAGACAAUGCAGUAUUAGACAGUCUAAUCGACCUCGUUAUUACCGAUAUAGCUUAAGAAAAGUGAAACCAACAGUGCAAAGAUUUCAAAUUCAUGCUGAACAAAAUAUUAGGGCUGCGAAAACUCCAUCUAGAAUGGUGAAUGGACCAAGGAAACGUCACGUUUCUACAUCUGAAGAUUCUACAAGUAAUUCUGGACUGUCUGAUAAUGAUUUAGAAACUUCAAUUAAUCAAACACAAGUUAUAAAAAAACCAAAAAACAAAGGUCAUAAUGUAAGGGAUGAUAAAAAUACAAAGAAGUCUUCUUUGGAAGACAUAAAACCAGUAGUCGUUGAUAGUGGUAUUGGAUUUCAUAAUAUUGGUGGUUUACAAGAACAUAUUGACUGUCUUCGAGAAAUGGUGGUUUUCCCCAUUAUUUAUAAAGAUGUUUUUGAAGUAUUUGAACAACAACCAGCAAAAGGAGUUAUUUUUCAUGGACCUCCAGGAACAGGAAAAACUCUUCUUGCUAGAGCUUUAGCUAAUGAAUGUAGUAAAGGGGGACAAAAAGUAUCUUUUUUUGUUCGAAAAAGUGCAGAUGUACUUUGUAAAUGGGUUGGUGAAUCAGAAAGACAGCUGAGACUUCUUUUUGAUAAAGCUAAAGAAAUGAAACCUUCUAUUAUAUUUUUUGAUGAACUUGAUGGCUUAGUACCUGUUCGGUCUGGUAAACAAGAUCAAGUACACAAUAGUAUAGUUACUACAAUGUUGGCUAUGAUGGAUGGUUUAGAAAAUCGAGGUGAUGUUAUAGUAAUUGGUGCUACAAAUCGCAUUGAUUCAAUUGAUCCAGCUCUUAGAAGACCUGGACGUUUUGAUAAAGAAUUAUACUUUCCACUGCCUUCAGAUAAAGAUAGAUUAGAUAUUUUAAGAAUAGUAAUAAGUAAAUGGAAAUGUGCCCCUGAAGAUGGAGUAUUGCAAAGAUUGGCUGAAGAAACUGUUAAUUAUACUGGUGCAGAUCUAAAUUCUUUAUGCUCUGAAUCAGUAUUACAAGCUCUUAAUCGUACAUACCCACAGAUUUACAAAACAUCAAAACGUUUACUUUUAGAUAAAUCAAAAAUCAAAGUAACAUUUGAAGACUUUGAAAAAGCAUUGAGUAAAAUUGUUCCGACUACUGAGCGUAAUGUUGUUCUUAAUCCAAAGAAAUUACCAAGUAUUUAUCGUUCAUUGUAUCAAAACAUACUAGAGGAUUUUGUUUUAUAUAUUAGUAAUUUAUUUCCUGAAAUAAAUUCACAUUCCAAUCAAAGGUUGAGAGUUUCAAAAGCUCCACGUGUUCUUAUACACAGUCUGUCUAAUUCUAAAAAUGUUCUUGUUAUCCCAGCAGUGUUACAACAUUUUGAAAACUGUUAUAGACAUACAUUAAGUUGUGUAACAUUGUACAGUAAUUCAACUAACUCACCGGAAGAGUCAAUAGUUCAGAUAUUUAAAGAACUGCCAAAACAUCUUCCUGCAAUUUUAUUUAUUCCUAAUAUUGGAGAGCUAUGGGAAAGUUUGACUGACACCUUACAGAAGUUAUUUGCUGAACUUUUAGAUUCUAUAGAUAUAACAUUACCUGUACUGAUUUUUGCUACAUCACUGUAUGACUAUAAAGAUCUCCCGAAACCGAUAUUAGAUUUAUUUUUUGGAGAAAAACGAAAAUACAUGAUUCCUAAUCCAUCAAAAAAGGCUAUACAUGCUUUAUACACUGAACUCAUAUGCAAGGCAUUAAAACCACCAAAGAUAAUUGAACCAGAAACUGUGGAAGAUCUACCAUUAGCUCCUACGCCUAGUCCACCAAAGCUAAGUGAAGCUGAAUUAAAAAAAAUAAUAUGUCAAGAAGAAAAUACACUUCGAGAAUUAAGAAUUUUUUUACGUGAUAUUUGUGCCAAACUUGCUCGUAACAAACAAUUUUUUAUGUUCACAAAACCAGUUGAUGUAGAAGAAGUACCAGAUUAUUUAGAAAUUAUUAAAGAACCAAUGGAUUUAGAAACAGUUAUGAGUAAAAUUGAUAAGCAUUGUUAUGUUUGUGCCAGAGAUUUUCUAGAUGAUAUUGACCUUAUUGUUCGAAAUGCUUUGGAAUAUAAUCCAGAAAAAAGUGCAGAAGAUAAGCAUAUUCGACAUAGAGCAUGCUCAUUAAGAGAUAAAGCUCAUGCAUUUAUCAAAGCAGAAAUGGAUUCCGAUUUUGAAGAAAAUUGUUUAGAUAUACGAGAAAAACGGAAAAAAAGGAAUGCCACUGAAAUUGAACAAACUUGUGUUCCAGAAUUCGUACAUACAGUUAAAAAAGAACAGUCUUCUGACAAAAUGCAUGAGCAAAUUAAUAGUGAAGACAACAGCAGAAAAAGAAAACGACGCAAAAUGUGGCAAAAAGGAUACACCCCCAAAAAAAAAUCAAAAAGCCUAAAAAAUUCAAAAGAUAACAUAACAGCUAAUUCAAAUAAUGCCACAUUCAAUGGUUUUGAUUCAACUAAUGGUCUUGAUGAAAGUAGUAAUGAAAGUAAUCAUUCAUUAGCGUGGGAAGAAAGAUCUGUUACCAUUAGUCCUAUACCAAACGAAUUUAAUAAUUUAGAUGCAUCACCUCCUAUUAUUCGUCAAGAAUUUAAAGUUGACAAAACUCUUUUGUAUAAUUUCAUUAACUCAAUAGUUACAUUUUGGAAUGGAAAAAAUGAGUGGAAUGUGGAUGAUGGUAUCAUAGAUUUAUAUUCUAUGCUUGAUCAAAAAAUUUUACUAUACAAUGAAAAAUGGGAUCGAUCUUCAUUAAUUACAGAAUUAAAAACUGAAUUUGAAGAUUUCAAAACUCAAUAUAAUAAAGAAUAUGAAUGCACCGAAUAACUUUAUAAUUAAUUAUAUUACGUAUGCUGAGUUAAAUGAAACAUUUUAAUUAUAAUAAUUGAAUAACUGUAUAGUUAUUUAUUAAUGUUAAAAAAUUUCCUAGUUUUGUACUGCCAUUUAAUUUAAAUACAUAAUUUUAAUAGUUAU